AUGGUUGGUGGUGGUUACCGGAUAGGUAUGCAUCUGGUAACUUCUGCCCUAAGACUUUUUGAACCGAGAGUAGAUGAUGAUUUCAUUGAUCGGCUUCAUUAUCUGUACACCUCAACAAUGCUAUUUAUUUUCUCCAUUAUCGUUUCCGCCAAGCAUUAUGGUCAUCCAAUAGAGUGUUUUGUGCCAGCGCAAUUCACAAAAGCAAUGGAACAGUACACGGAGAAUUAUUGCUGGGUUCAAAACACUUAUUGGGUACCAUUCCAGGAUUUGAUACCUCACCGUUUGGAUGAUCGAGAACGUCGACAAAUCGGUUAUUAUCAGUGGAUUCCAUUUGCACUGGCUCUCGCGGCCAUCAUGUUUCAUAUGCCUGCGACUAUUUGGCGAUUGCUUAGCACACAGUCAGGAUUGGAUAUGUCUUUGGUAGUACAACUUGCAAGUCAAGACCAAAAUGUAGAUCCAUUAAUACGAGAUCAUUCGGUUGAGGUUCUUACUAGGCACAUCGAUGAUGCGUUAAAAUACCAACGUGAUUACGGAAGUCGUCAUAAAAGUGUUUAUUUAUUUGCUGUGCUUAAGUUGGGUAAAAUUUAUGGAGCUUAUGUAACAGUUGUUUACUUGUUCGUAAAAAGUUUGCAUCUAUGUAAUGUUGUCGUACAAUUUAUAAUGUUGAAUAAUUUUCUGGAAACAUCCGAUUAUCCAUUUUUUGGUGGUCAUGUCCUCUAUGACCUCAUCAUGGGUCGAGAAUGGCGUGAUUCUGGACGUUUUCCACGAGUAACUUUGUGUGAUUUUGAAAUACGGGUUUUGGGUAACGUGCACCGACACACAGUGCAGUGUGUUCUUGUUGUGAAUAUGUUCACAGAAAAGAUUUUCCUAUUUUUGUGGCUUUGGCUUCUGUUGCUGUCAUGUGGUACCGCUAUUAAUUUAAUUCUAUGGAUGUUAUCGCUAUCCCUCGCAGAUUGGAGACAUUCUUUUGUCACAAAAUUUUUGGAAUGCGAAUCAAAUCAAACACAUCGUUUUGUGCAUCAUUUCCUUCGUCACGAUGGUGUAUUCAUAUUACACAUGAUCGCUUCACAUGGUGGUAAUAUCGUGUGUGCUCGCCUUACCGAAUCCUUAUGGAUGAAAUUUUUGCAACGAAGCGGUAAGUUGACUGUGUUUGAUGUCGAGAAAGCAAUAUGUGCUGAAAAUCGACGAAAAAAUGAAAGUGGCAGUAAGCGUGUGGAUGAGGAAAGCUGGCGUGAACCUACCCUACCACCUCCAAUGCCUUUGCUACCUGCUCCUACUCAGUUUGUUUAA
Molecule: messenger RNA, 1290 nt
Organism: Thelazia callipaeda (thelaziosis nematode)
Lineage: Eukaryota; Metazoa; Nematoda; Chromadorea; Rhabditida; Thelaziidae
Source: the annotation of a GenBank genome assembly